Anopheles bellator is the source of this 530-nucleotide messenger RNA. RefSeq names its product glutamic acid-rich protein-like. The transcript has 2 exons. Lineage: Eukaryota; Metazoa; Arthropoda; Insecta; Diptera; Culicidae. The record is from RefSeq and is a predicted model, not a curated record. Bases 27 to 359 code for a protein of 110 amino acids.
ACUUCAAAACUUAUCCUUCGUCGAGAAUGGAAAGACUGGAAGGGCAUUUGCGUGGUAUUCUGGCGCGCAUUGUGCCAUGUCUGGAUCGUCGACAGUUUCGCCGUAACUGGCUGUGGCAGGUCGAUCUGCCGCUGCUCAUCGAUUACGACAACGGCGAGAUUAGUUACGAGGAAUGCACCAACCGUACCCACGACCUGGCCCGCGAACUCGACGAACGCGACGAGCAAGAGGCAGCAGAAGAGCAGGAAGCAGAGGAGACGGAAGAAGAGGAGCAUGAAUCAGAGCAGCAGGAUUCAGAGGAGCAGAAUGAAGAUGAUAAGCAACCGUUUCUACGCGGACUAAAACCAUCAUCGGAUUGAUGGUAAAGGACAUAAGCAACGAGGCGGAAGGAAGAAAUCCUGGACAGAAAAGAAAAAGAAGGAACGAGGCUAAAGCGAGUAGCAAUAUGUGAAAGUCGUUGAAAACAUCGAGGGAACAACGAGAUAAAACAAUGUUUAAAAUUCAUAAUAAUGAGACAAACUUGAAAGUGC